Molecule: messenger RNA, 1575 nt
Organism: Punica granatum (pomegranate)
Lineage: Eukaryota; Viridiplantae; Streptophyta; Magnoliopsida; Myrtales; Lythraceae
Source: RefSeq, a predicted model, not a curated record
GCAAUUGAGUUAGCAAUUUAGUUGUUCCAGUCAGUUUGUUGAGCUGCUUGAGCUCUUUGGCGAUCCGUUGGUUCGGUUGCUGGAGAAAUCAAAUCGAAAUUGGGUGAAAUUGGGGUGUUAUCCGGAUCCUAAUUUUCGCUUCUAGGGUUUAUAAUGUUGAUAUCGUUUUAAGGGAUGAUCGUGAAUGCUCGAAUGAUUAACUAUGACUCCUUGUGAAGUAGGAUCUGUUCUGAGAGAUUGGGUUUCUCGUAACUUUAUGAUUUGGUGGACGGCGGCACGAUCAUUGCAAUAUUUGGUUAGUCUUUAGUGCUGAGCAGUUGUUGCUGAAAAAUUGGCUGCUGCCACAUACGAAUAAUGUCAUGUCAACCGAAUUAAUGAUUCUUCUUGGACCUUCUUGGUUCAAGAAAUUAGCUUCUUUCACUGGUAUCUGUAGUUCAGUCAGAUAAUAUUGUUGUCAUGUUUUAAGGAUAUAAUUAUAGUUUUCCUUUUUGGUUGUUGGGAUGAAAUAUGGUUGAUAUCUAGUUUCACAGCGUGACGUUUCUGGAAAUCAUUGAAAGAGUGGCGGAUGAAUGGAGGAGUGUCGAGAUUAUUACAUGGUGGUAGUGGAGGGAUGAUAAUAAUCUCGUACUGUUGAGAGUGCUUGCAUGCUGAGAUGUGGGAAUUGGAAUUACACUUCUUGAGACUGGUUGGGUUAUACAGCAUCGAUGUCUUUCUUUCUUUAUUUAUUUGAAAUUGAGAUAUCAAACUUGAUGGGGGUCCAGGGACUCUGGUAUUAGCUGCAAGGCAACUUCUCUCUCUUGGCCACUCUCAGAAGUCAGGUUUCUAUUACUGCUUGCGCUCUCUUUCUUGGAGGCAAUGUCACAAAAAGGUUAUGCAAUUGAGCUCUACUUCGACCCUGCCCUCGAGAACCAGGUCCUUAAGGCUUGGAAUGUCCUGGCACGCCGUCAGAUCAGCACCCAGCUCAUUGAGAUCGAGUCUCGGCCCCACAUCACCCUCUUCUCAGCCCCCUUUGUUGACCCCACCAAGCUUGAGAACAUAAUAAAAAUUUUCUCUUCCAAGCAAGCACCGCUGCCCUUGUCUUUUUCCAUGAUAGGGAGCUUCUCAAAUGACAAUGACGUUCUCUUCCUCACUCCCACACCUACAGUGUCUCUCCUCCAGUUCCACUCCCAGCUCUGUGACGCGAUGAAGAAGGAAGGCAUUGAGAUCGGAGAGGAAUCCCGCCCUGAGUCAUGGGUUCCGUACUGCGCUGUUGCCCAGGAGGUCCCCAGGACACGAAUGGCCGAGGGAUUCUGUGUCUUGAGGGACCUGAAGUUGCCUGUUAGCGGGUAUGCUGUGGAUAUUGGGCUCGUGGAGUUCUCUCCCGUGAGAGAGUUGUUCUCCUUCGUGCUUGGUAACACUGUAGAAGGAUGAUAAUUUUUUUGGUGCUGGAGCCUCUUGCUGUGCUUAACAUUAGGGUCAUAAUCUUUGUGUUACGAACACGGUGCAGUUUUGGUUUAAAUGUGGAUUAACAUCAAGUGACGGUCUUGCAAUUAUAAAAGCAUCUUCAUUUGCCGCUAUGAAGUUUAUUUUAGCGCU